Messenger RNA from Acanthopagrus latus (yellowfin seabream), 1457 nucleotides. It is a transcript of the gene uprt, whose product is annotated as uracil phosphoribosyltransferase (FUR1) homolog (S. cerevisiae). The coding region runs from base 372 to 1157 and encodes 261 amino acids. Lineage: Eukaryota; Metazoa; Chordata; Actinopteri; Spariformes; Sparidae. The record is from RefSeq and is a predicted model, not a curated record. The transcript has 7 exons.
GCGGUUAGUCAACACGCCGGUUCACGUCACUUCCGGCCCUCGUCAACGCUGUCAGUGUCAAAGCUAGCAGCAAGCAGCUUUACUUGAAUACAUUUCUGUGGAUAUUUCAGUCGCUAGUUUGAUUUCAACACGACGGAAUUGCGUGUUUAAAGGUCUGUGAAUGUACCCCUAAUGGGCAGUCUCUGACUUUAACGGUAGCCGCGCGAAUCGGUGCGUUUCACUUCAAAAUAACGGUCGAAGCUAAAGGAAGAACACGUUGUCGUCUUUGUCAGACAGCGGGCACACAGUCAGUUAAGUGGGUCGCUCGGUCAAGAAACGCCAUCUGGCUUUAGCACUGUUUUAGGGGACGAACAUUAAUCUCGAAACUCAGGAUGCCAUGCCACAAUCAGCAACUGAACAAUGUCAACAGUGGCCAGGAGCACCCAAUGAAGCAAGUACGAUUCGCAAGCAGCAGCAGCAGCAAUAGCAGCAGCAGUGUGCCUGCUGUGCUCUCCAACUCUGAACCAAGUGAUGCCUCCAUACAGCCUGUGAGCCAAGAUAACCUGGGACCCCAGCUUAAACUGCUCCCUCUGAAUGACCAGAUCCGUGAAUUACAGACUAUAAUCAGAGACAAGACAACCAGCAGAGGAGACUUUGUGUUCUGUGCUGAUCGACUGAUCAGACUAGUAGUUGAAGAGGGCUUGAAUCAGCUGCCCUACUCAGAGUGCACUGUGACCACGCCAACAGGGUACAAGUAUGAAGGUGUCAAGUUUGAAAGAGGCAACUGUGGAGUCAGCAUAAUGAGGAGUGGGGAGGCCAUGGAGCAGGGUCUCCGGGACUGCUGCCGCUCCAUCCGAAUUGGCAAGAUCCUCAUCCAGAGUGACGAGGAGACACAGAAAGCCAAAGUCUACUAUGCCAAGUUCCCUCCAGAUGUGUACAGAAGAAAAGUGCUGCUCAUGUACCCCAUCCUUAGUACGGGAAACACUGUGAUCGAGGCGGUGAGAGUGCUGAUAGAGCACGGAGUCCAGCCCAGACAUAUCAUCCUCCUCAGCCUCUUCUCCACGCCUCACGGAGCCAAAUCUAUAAUCCAGGAGUUCCCAGAUAUCACUAUCUUGACCACGGAGGUUCAUCCAGUGGCUCCGACGCAUUUCGGUCAGAGGUACUUUGGCACCGACUAGGGCAACCCGAGGAACAUGAUCUGCAGAUUGCUUCAAGUAUAUUUUGUCUUGUUUAUUUAAAUGUACCUCAUGUUCUCCUCGUUGUGCCAAAUACUGCUCCUUCAUCUCCAAAGUUCCUAAACUGACAAAAAUUAAUCUGAUCAAAUGUAUUUAUUAUCAUGUUUUUUGUUUUUGCUGUGUAUACUCAUGCUAAAGAAAGAAAACACUGAAGCAUAUAAAGAGUUCAACUUGGAUCAUUUUAUUCUGCAUGUUACAACAACUGAUGGAAAAUAAAGACUUUAUAUUUGUUAACAGACAAGA